CCCUACUCCUCCAUCCCCCAGCCUUUCUACACCCUUCUGCUCCUCCUCUCUCCCCCCUUUCCCUUCCUCCCCUUCCCCCCCCCCUCCUUUCCUUCUCCCCGUCGUGAGCAUGUCCAUGUCGCUUGUGGCGCCCCACAUGGCCGCGGCCGCCUUCCUGGGCGAGGACGCCCCGGCCGACCAGGAGCACCAGUCGGUUACCUGGGAGGAGCUCGGCCUGGAUAGCCGAAUUGGCAAGGCAGCCCUGCGCAUGGGCCUCGCGGAGCCGAACAUGGUCCAGCGCGAGUCGAUCCCCCUGGCCCUGGCCGGAAAGGACAUCCUCUGCCGCGCAAAGACCGGCUCCGGCAAGACGGCCGCCUACGUGAUGCCGGCCAUCCAGCGUGUGCUCAACGCCAAGGAGCGCGACCCCAACUACACCGGUGUCAAGGCCCUGCUCCUGGUUCCGACGCGUGAGCUGCUGGAGCAGGUCUUCCAGUAUUGCCGGCAUCUCACGCUUCAUUGCGCACAGAAUGUCCACGUUGUGCAGCUCUCUUCGGAUUUGAGCCCUGCGUCUCAGAAGGCUCUUUUGGCCGAGUGCCCAGACAUCAUUGUAUCCACUCCGCGUGUUGUGAGCCACCUCGAGAGCGGUGUGCUCAGCAUCAAGGAAUCCCUCGAGACCUUGGUCAUCGAUGAGGCGGACCUCAUCCUGUCCUUCGGUUAUAGCGAGGAUGUCCGCACACUGCUGACCUUCACUCCCCAGAUCUUCCAGGUGGUCCUGAUGUCAGCCACUCUGACCCCGGAUGUUGUCCAGCUGAAGCAGCUUCUCCUGCGGAAUGCGGUGAUCAUCAAGCUCGAGGAGUCGGAGCUCCACAACCGUCAGCUGUCCCAGUUCUUCGUCCAUGCCGAGGAGGACGAGAAGUUCCUGCUGCUUUACUUCAUUCUUAAGAUGCAGCUGGUUCCGGGCAAGUCCAUCAUCUUCGUCAACAGCAUUGACAAAUGCUACCGGCUGCGCCUGUUCCUGGAGCGGUUUGGCAUCCGGGCGUGCGCCCUGAAUGGGGCCCUGCCGCACAACUCUCGCUACCACGUGGUGCAGGAAUUCAACAAGGGCACCUACUCGUGUAUCAUCGCCACCGACGGGGCGGCGUCUCACUUUGAGGAUGCCGCGCCCGGCGGCAAGAAGGCCGGCAAGAAGUCCUCGCGCCAGGGGGCCAGCUCCGGCUCGAAGACCGAGUCCUACGGCGUGUCGCGUGGCAUCGACUUCCGCGAUGCCACGCUUGUGGUGAACUUCGACAUGGCGGACACCUUCGUGCAGCACACCCACCGUGUGGGCCGGACGGCGCGUGGCAACAAGAAGGGCACGGCCAUCACCAUGGUGUCGGUCGGCGAGGAGGCCCAGCGGCUGGAGGACUUCCAGCGGGAGGCCAAGAUGGAGCUGACCGGGCUGACGGCGCACUCCACGCGUCGGACCAAGCGCCAGUACAAGCGCGAGCAGGCCCUCGAGCGGGCGCUCCUGGCGCCGGCAUCCGAGGCGGGUGCCGGCAGCUCGGCCGAGGCGACGGCCGAUGGUGAUGCCGCCGCCGAGGCCCAGCCUCGACGCCUGGUGGAUUUGGACAACAUGGAGGACAUCAUGCGGCCGCUGCGCUUCGACAUGGCCACCGUCAACAGCUUCCGGUACCGUGUGCAGGAUGUCCUGCGGUCGGUGACCAAGGCCUGUGUCCGGGAGGCCCGGCUGCAGGAGAUUCGUCAGGAGCUCCUGACGUCGGAGCGCCUGCGCGCUCACUUCGAGGACAAUCCCCUGGAUCAGGAUGCCCUGCGCCAUGACAAGCCCCUCGGUGUGUCGGCCCUGCAGCAUGUUGGCCGGUCUCUGCGCAAUGUGCCGGAGUACCUGCUCCCGACCUCGGCGUCGGUGGUGGCCAAUGGCGCCAUCUCCACCGGGUCCAUGUUUGCCCGUGAUGACCGGGCUCCCUUCGACCCGAAGCGCAAGAACAAGGGCCGCCGGGGCAACAAGCGUGCUGGCAAGGCCUCCAAGUCUGCUUCCUCCAAGAAGCGUAAUCCCCUCAAGUCCUUCAAGGCCUGAUCUCCCUUUCUCCCCUUCGUCCAAUCCCUCUUCGCGGUGUGUGUCCCCCCUCCCUUCCUCCCUCCUCGUUCCCCC
Molecule: messenger RNA, 2128 nt
Organism: Fonticula alba
Lineage: Eukaryota; Rotosphaerida; Fonticulaceae
Exons: 7
Coding region: 110-2053 (647 amino acids)
Cellular component (GO): nucleolus
Molecular function (GO): nucleic acid binding; ATP binding
Source: RefSeq, a predicted model, not a curated record